CAACAAUAAUGAUUUUAAGAGAUAUACGUAACCUUAGUAUUUAGCUUAGUGUUUAACUCAAUCUCUAUAGACUAUAGUAAAAACAAGCUUGCAUUAUUAUUUGUUCCACUGUUAUUAGUCAAGCGAAAACAUAAAUGAAAAGCAAAAAAAGAAUAUUUAUAUGACUCCAUUCAAUUCACUCUUUUAUAGCAAUGACUACGAUAGCCUCUCAUCUUCUUUUUUCCUCUCCAUCAUCUUCUCUUAUCAACUUUAGACUCACAAGCCUCCUCUCAUCUUCACCAUAACCGAAAAACCAAACAAAAAAUCCUUAGAUAAUCAGAUCUUGAUAUUAUGGAUCAUAUCAUCGGCUUUAUGGGCACAACAAACAUGUCACAUAACACAAACCUUAUGAUCGCUGCCGCAGCCACUACCACUACGACCUCUUCGUCUUCCUCUUCGUCCUCCGGAGGCUCGGGGACUAACCAGCUAAGCAGGUACGAGAAUCAGAAGAGAAGAGAUUGGAACACUUUCGGACAGUAUCUACGCAAUCACCGUCCACCACUUUCUCUCUCCCGUUGCAGUGGUGCUCAUGUUCUUGAAUUCCUCAGGUACCUCGACCAAUUCGGCAAGACUAAGGUUCACACACACCUAUGUCCGUUCUUCGGACACCCAAACCCACCAGCACCAUGUGCCUGUCCACUCCGACAAGCGUGGGGUAGUCUGGACGCACUCAUUGGCCGUCUUAGAGCUGCUUUUGAAGAGAACGGUGGUUCACCAGAGACGAACCCUUUUGGUGCACGAGCCGUUCGACUCUACCUAAGGGAAGUACGUGACUCGCAGGCUAAAGCACGUGGGAUCAGCUAUGAAAAAAAGAAGCGCAAGCGACCUCCUCCGCCACUACCACCGGCUCAGCCGGCGAUUUCAAGUAGCCCUAAUUAACAUUAAGUCAUGAGUAAGAUGUUUCAAUGAACUACGUUUGUUUACAAAUUUUUAUCAAUGACGAACAUGCACGAGUUCUUUUAAAGUCACAUGCCCUUUCCUAAACUUUUAUUUGGCAAACCUAAAGAAUUCUUAUGUUGUAUUAAAUAAAUUUGUAGUUCUUUCUGUUUGGCCUCACAUAAGUAUAGAUUAGUAUAUAUUUUUAAUAUAUACAUGUAACAUGUUAGACAAGUCAUAAGUUUUAUCUUAUAGACUAGUAAAAGCACUAAACUAAUGGCUUUGUUAUUUAUUUGCAAAAUUGAAAGAUGGCAAACUUAUGAUUAUGUUGGUUCAUUUAUCGCAUGUAUUUAUAAAACAUUAUAUAAUAUUACGUUUUCUCUAAGUGAUUCAAGAGUUUAUAUUUAAUACAUUCUUGAAUCAUUUAUCCAAUUAUUUCAAAGAACCUCUAUCUCUAUAUAUUGAUCAAGUUAAACAAGUACUAAUGUUUUGUAGGAUACUAAAUUUAGGGUUUUUCUUUGCUAUUUACGGAUCCCAAUGCAAGACCGAA
Molecule: messenger RNA, 1465 nt
Organism: Arabidopsis thaliana (thale cress)
Lineage: Eukaryota; Viridiplantae; Streptophyta; Magnoliopsida; Brassicales; Brassicaceae
Gene: LSH4
Product: LIGHT-DEPENDENT SHORT HYPOCOTYLS-like protein (DUF640)
Exons: 2
Coding region: 331-918 (195 amino acids)
Cellular component (GO): nucleus
Source: RefSeq, marked reviewed